Molecule: messenger RNA, 987 nt
Organism: Silurus meridionalis
Lineage: Eukaryota; Metazoa; Chordata; Actinopteri; Siluriformes; Siluridae
Product: free fatty acid receptor 2
Exons: 1
Coding region: 1-987 (328 amino acids)
Biological process (GO): positive regulation of calcium ion transport; positive regulation of cytosolic calcium ion concentration; G protein-coupled receptor signaling pathway
Cellular component (GO): plasma membrane
Molecular function (GO): bioactive lipid receptor activity
Source: RefSeq, a predicted model, not a curated record
AUGAAGUUAAUUUCUGUGUUCGACUGCAUCUCCUUGACCGUGUAUACCUUCACCUUCCUGCUCGGCCUGCCUGCCAACCUGCUGGUCCUCUUUGUUUACAUGCGCAAAGCUCAAAAACACGGCGCUACUCCUAACGUGGUUUACACCAUCAACUUGUGCUUAUCCAAUCUGGUCUUGGUCGCCUGGAUGCCUGUAAAAUCUGCCUACACUAUAUUUGAAAUAUGGAUCUUACCAGAGUUGCUGUGUCCCAUUUACAACUUCUUUGUGGUGGCCUCGCUGUACGGCAGUGGGCUCCUGUUGACAGCCGUAGCUGUCGGACGUUAUCUGAGCAUCGCCUUCCCGAUCAGCUAUAAAAUUUAUCGCCGGGCUCGCACAUCCUGCAUGAUCAGCGCUCUGCUGUGGGCGGUCGUGCUUCUGCAUCUCAGCUUGGCCUUAGUAGUGGAGAAAAGGGGUUACUUUGUGUCUCCGUCGAUGCCCAACACAUCAAAGUGCUUCGAGAACUUUACACAUGAGCAGAUGGUUGUGCUGUUGCCUCUGCGCCUAGAAAUGGCAAUCCUGCUGUUUGCCGUGCCUCUGUUGCUCACUGCGUUCUGUACGCUGCGCUGUCUAGCACUGGUGAAGCGCUCGUGCCUUUCGGCUGGCAGCAAGCGGCGCAUCCUGGCCAUGGAACUCUCCGCGCUCCUGGUCUUUGUCGUAUGCUACACACCAUACAACGUAUCUCAUGUGGUCGGCUUCAUCCAGAAAAGCAACGUGCACUGGAGACGCGAGGCCAUUGUCUCCAGUUGCUGCAACGUUUUCCUUGAGCCGGUGGUCAUGCUGAUACUGUCGCCCUCAAGGCCUAAGGACCUGCUCUGUAGACUGUGUGUGAAGAGGAGCUCCAAGCAGCAUCAAGAAGGCAUUGUGCAGGGGAAAGACCCUCUGGCAACCAUGCAAAAAGAGACAAUGUCAGUCAAACCACAAUUGGGCUCUGAAUUGGGCAGGAAUUAA